ACAAAUGAUUGUAUUGCACAAGCCGACAAAAGAAAGGAAGAACACGCGAAUCUCUUUAAAUUUGUAUAAGUUUUCUCCAAAAAAGAGUUGUGAAAAAGUGGUGCUUAACCUACAAGACUUUGAUGAGAUUUGGUCCAAGCACGUACGCUAUUGAAAAUGUGGCAAAUCGCAAAGAAAAGUAAUGGCUUGCAAGAUUCUGAGCUUGUUAGUAAAACGAGAAAAGCAUCAGAAAAGAUUUCUGAGAAUAUAUAUAUCGUCGCCAAUGAUCCAUCCCUAGCUUUUUACCGUAUACAAGAACAUGUGAGAAAAGUGAUUCAGCCGAUAUUAGAUAAGAGAUUGGAAGUUAUUCAUCUGCAGAAUAACCUGCAGGGUCAUUGUUAUGACAUGGAAUACUCAGUAGGAGCAAUUAGAGGCAUAGAGAAUUCUGAAGAAUUCUUCCGAAAUAUCCAGGAACUAAUUAAAACAUCUAUAUUUUUAAAGCAACAAUUAAAGUAUGAAGAAGGAAAAAAUAAAACUGACAAAGAUUCUACAAAUUCCGUUUAUAAACGAUUUUCUGCUCAUUUAACCUUAGAUUUUCCUGAUUUCAGUGGAGUAGUGAGAGAAACGAGUCAACGCAUGGAAACAAUAAUGAUUUCAAAUAGAGGACAAAAUAUUGGAGAACUUCAGAGAUCUCACACAACUUUACAUUAACGAAAGAGUAUGUUAAUCAACAUGUAUUUAAUAUUAAAUAUAUACCAAAUAAUACAA
Messenger RNA from Glossina fuscipes, 747 nucleotides. Its product is annotated as BLOC-1-related complex subunit 8 homolog. Bases 157 to 690 code for a protein of 177 amino acids. Gene Ontology annotation, cellular component: BORC complex. NCBI's taxonomy places the organism in Eukaryota, Metazoa, Arthropoda, Insecta, Diptera, Glossinidae. The record is from RefSeq and is a predicted model, not a curated record. The transcript is spliced from 3 exons.